GAGAGCGCGAGACAGAGAGAGAGAGAGAUAGGACUUCCUCCCCAUUCGCAAAGUGAAGUCACUUCCCAAAAUUAGCUAAAAAAAAGUUUCAUCCGGUUAACUGUCUCUUUUUCGCUCCGCUACAACAACAAACGUGCACCGGGGAGCGAGGGCAGGGCGCUCGCGGGGGGCACGCAGGGAGGGCCCAGGGCGCCAGAGAGGCCGCGCCGGGCUAAUCCGAAGGGGCUGCGAGGUCAGGCUGUAACCGGGUCAAUGUGUGGAAUAUUGGGGGGCUCGGCUGCAGACUUGGCCAAAUGGACGGGACUAUUAAGGAGGCUCUGUCGGUGGUGAGCGACGACCAGUCCCUCUUCGACUCCGCCUACGGAGCGGCGGCCCACCUCCCCAAGGCCGACAUGACCGCCUCCGGGAGCCCCGACUACGGCCAGCCCCACAAGAUCAAUCCCCUUCCCCCGCAGCAGGAGUGGAUGAACCAGCCGGUGAGGGUCAACGUCAAGCGCGAGUACGACCACAUGAACGGGUCCAGGGAGUCUCCGGUGGACUGCAGCGUCAGCAAGUGCGGCAAGCUCGUGGGCGGAGGUGAAUCCAACACCAUGAGCUACAACAGCUACAUGGACGAGAAGAACGGCCCCCCUCCCCCCAACAUGACCACCAACGAGAGGAGGGUCAUCGUCCCCGCAGACCCCACGCUGUGGACUCAGGAGCACGUGCGGCAGUGGCUGGAGUGGGCGAUAAAGGAGUACAGCUUGAUGGAGAUCGACACGUCUUUCUUUCAGAAUAUGGACGGCAAGGAACUGUGUAAACUGAACAAGGAGGACUUCCUCCGAGCCACCUCCCUCUACAACACGGAAGUGCUAUUGUCACAUCUCAGCUACCUCAGGGAAAGUUCACUGUUGGCCUAUAACACAACCUCCCACACGGACCCGUCCUCACGGCUGAAUGUCAAGGAAGACCCUUCCUAUGACUCAGUCAGGAGAGGAGGUUGGGGCAGUAACAUGAAUUCUGGCCUCAACAAAAGUCCCCCCCUUGCUGGAGCACAAACGAUGAGUAAGAAUACUGAACAGCGGCCCCAACCAGAUCCAUAUCAGAUCCUGGGCCCAACCAGCAGUCGCCUAGCCAAUCCUGGGAGCGGGCAAAUCCAGCUGUGGCAGUUCCUCCUGGAGUUGCUCUCGGACAGCGCCAACGCCAGCUGCAUCACCUGGGAGGGGACCAACGGAGAGUUCAAAAUGACGGACCCCGAUGAGGUGGCCCGGCGCUGGGGGGAGCGCAAGAGCAAACCCAACAUGAAUUACGACAAGCUGAGCCGGGCCCUCCGAUACUACUACGAUAAGAACAUUAUGACCAAAGUGCAUGGCAAGAGGUAUGCCUACAAAUUUGACUUCCACGGCAUCGCCCAGGCUCUGCAGCCGCAUCCCACUGAAUCAUCCAUGUACAAGUACCCUUCCGACAUCUCCUACAUGCCUUCCUACCACACCCACCAACAGAAGGUGAACUUUGUCCCUCCCCACCCGUCCUCCAUGCCCGUCACGUCCUCCAGCUUCUUCGGAGCGGCGUCACAAUACUGGACCUCCCCGACGGGGGGCAUCUACCCUAAUCCCAACGUCCCCCGUCACCCCAACACCCACGUGCCCUCACACUUAGGCAGCUACUACUAGAGGCUUCCUCAUCGGCGGCCUUCUCGCUGAAGGCCCCUCCCUUACACCUCCCUUUGGACUUACGUGGCCUUGGAGAGAAAUC
Messenger RNA from Budorcas taxicolor (takin), 1734 nucleotides. It is a transcript of the gene FLI1, whose product is annotated as Fli-1 proto-oncogene, ETS transcription factor. The record is from RefSeq and is a predicted model, not a curated record. Gene Ontology annotation, cellular component: nucleus. Bases 294 to 1652 code for a protein of 452 amino acids. The transcript is spliced from 9 exons. Gene Ontology annotation, molecular function: DNA-binding transcription factor activity, RNA polymerase II-specific; sequence-specific DNA binding. Gene Ontology annotation, biological process: regulation of transcription by RNA polymerase II; cell differentiation. Lineage: Eukaryota; Metazoa; Chordata; Mammalia; Artiodactyla; Bovidae.